AUAAACAUAACAAUCUCAUUACUGAUAAACUUCUCCCUAGCCUCCAUCCUCAUACUAAUCGCAUUCUGACUCCCCCAAAUGGACGCCUACGCAGAAAAAUUAAGCCCCUAUGAAUGCGGAUUUGACCCUAUGGGAUCCGCACGACUACCAUUCUCCAUAAAAUUCUUCUUAAUCGCCAUUACGUUCCUGCUAUUCGACCUAGAAAUCGCCCUACUCCUCCCCCUCCCCUGAGCAUCACAAACCAACAACCUCACCCUAAUACUUACAGUCUCACUCAUACUGAUCUCAGUUUUAGCACUAGGGCUCUUCUACGAAUGAUCUCAAAAAGGACUAGAAUGAGACAAAU
Molecule: messenger RNA, 346 nt
Organism: Heterocephalus glaber (naked mole-rat)
Lineage: Eukaryota; Metazoa; Chordata; Mammalia; Rodentia; Bathyergidae
Source: the annotation of a RefSeq genome assembly